This is a messenger RNA of Mustela lutreola (European mink), 2441 nucleotides long. It is a transcript of the gene JAM2, whose product is annotated as junctional adhesion molecule 2. Gene Ontology annotation, biological process: leukocyte tethering or rolling. The transcript has 8 exons. Lineage: Eukaryota; Metazoa; Chordata; Mammalia; Carnivora; Mustelidae. The coding region runs from base 202 to 1044 and encodes 280 amino acids. The record is from RefSeq and is a predicted model, not a curated record. Gene Ontology annotation, cellular component: tight junction; protein complex involved in cell adhesion; cell surface.
GUACCUCCGCCCUCCCACCCACGCGCGCCGGGACCGGCCCCGCAGACCCCCGGCCCCUGGACGCGGCGCUCGCUGACCGCUGUCUCUGGGGCCCUGGACUGCGGGUGCGCCGCGGGGCGUCGGACUUGGCACCCGGCGAGCGGGGAUCGGGGGGGUGCAGGCAGGCGCGGGGCGGCGCGGGGGGUCUCCGGUUUAUGGCAAAUGGCAUCUGAUUCUGUCCGUUCUGGGGGGAGAAAAUUGAGUCCACACCCGCAGGUUCUCACCUUCUUCCAAAGUUGGGAUCAUAAGGCCUAUGGAUUCUCCGCCCCAAAAGACCAUCAAGUGGUCACAGCGAUAGAAUAUCAAGAGGUUAUUUUAGCCUGUAAAUCCCCAAAGAAGACCAUUUCCUCCAGAUUAGAGUGGAAGAAACUGGGCCGGAGUGUCUCCUUUGUCUACUACCAACAGGCUCUUCAAGGUGAUUUUAAAGAUCGAGCUGAGAUGAUAGAUUUCAGUAUACGGAUCAAAAAUGUUACACGAACUGAUGCUGGGAAAUAUCGCUGUGAAGUUAGCGCCCCAUCUGAGCAAGGCCAGAACCUGGAAGAAGAUACGGUCACUCUAGAAGUCCUAGUGGCUCCAGCAGUUCCAACCUGUGAAGUACCCAGUUCUGCUCUGAGUGGAACUGUGGUAGAGCUUCGAUGUCAAGACAAAGAAGGGAAUCCCGCCCCUGAGUACACAUGGUUUAAAGAUGGCAUCCCUUUGUCAGAGAAUUCAAAACUUGGCUCCCAAAGCACCAACAGCUCCUAUACAGUGAACACAAAAUCUGGAACUCUGCAAUUUAACACUGUUUCGAAACUAGACAGUGGAGAGUAUUCCUGUGAAGCCCGUAAUUCUGUUGGACAUCGCAGGUGUCCGGGGAAACGAAUGCAAGUAGAUGAUCUCAACGUAAGUGGCAUCAUAGCAGCUGUAGUAGUCGUGGCCUUAGUGAUUUCAGUUUGUGGCCUUGGCGUGUGCUAUGCUCAGAGGAAAGGCUACUUUUCAACAGAAAAUGUCCUAGGUGACAGGUAGGUGAGUUAUGAAGGACCUUGGCAAACAGAGGGAGAAAAGGCAGAGCUUCCUCAUCACAACGUUCAGGAAACACCACAGACUAUGUGAGAGGCACCGUGGGGUGGCUUAAUGGGGUGAUACUGACAGAUAGUCAACGCACUUGGAUAUUUAUAGUAUAUUGACUUGUAUUUAAGAGCCCCUUAAGUUAGGAAUUAUGUAUCUCAAGAUGUAAAUGGAUUUCCAGUUUUAUCAUAAGAAGCUUCAUUGAAAUAUUUUAUCAGUGUUGAAUACCAGAAUGUUGAAUGUCAACUUAGAAUAACUAUAUAUAUAGCCUUGUUCAAUAAAAACUAGAAACCUGUAGUAUUACAGUUGCUUCUGGACAAAGUUUUUAAUUCUUAGGUUUAGACCUCUUAUAACUCCAAACACCCAUUUUAUGAUAGAAUGGGUUUAAUAUGAAUGAGAUUUGAAAAUAAUGUAUUAUUCUUUUAAAGUAUUUCUUUACUCCCCAUCUUUAUUUAAAAUUAGGGGAUUUUUUAAAUUUUCUGAGAGCUCAAAAGCUGCAGAACUCCAUCAAGUCUGUUGGAAAGAGUGUACAAAGCAGGAUUUUUUUUAAAGAAUAGUAAAUUAAUUUAUAGCAUAAGCAAGUUUUAGACCCACUGUUUUAUAGUGAACAUUAAUUUUAGAACUUAGGUUUAAAAAACAUAUUAACAUAAAAAUUAACCUAUAAAUAGAUAUUCAGUGUUAUAAAAUGUUUCCAUGGCAUUGUUUCAAGCAUAUUCCCUAUAAUUAAGAAUAGCUGCUUUGUGAAUUAAUAGCUCCUUUCCUUGGUGCUCCAAUCUUAGUCUAGUGUAAAUGUAACUUUAUGAAUGGAAUCCAGCUGAGGCCCCCUGCUGGUCACCGGUGAAAGUACAGACAGAUAAGAUGAUUCAGACAAAAUUCUUGUCAUCUUUAUCCACAGUUGCAAAAUAAAGUAUAUCUUAUUGGAAACUUGGUAAAUACAUUUUUCUUAAAAUGCUGAAUUAAUCAAAGAUUUGACUUGGGUGUUAGGAAUUCAUUAGUGAAGAAUAUUACUCCCAUUCUCAGCUGAUAGAAAAUCUAUCCGAAAAUCUAUAUGAAAUCUUGAUUUCAGACAGGAGUUUGGUGGACCAAAUCCAGCCUGCCACCUGGUUUUCUGUGGCUCACAAGCUAAGAAUGGUUUUUACAAUCUAUUUGAUAAGAAUAGAUUGAAUCCCAGUUAGAAGAAAUGUUAUACUUGUCAACGAAAGAUUUGUUUUUCCAAUUAAUAGACCUAUACAAAAGACUUUGAUUAUUAUUAUUGUAUUUUGAAUUUUAUUAAUAAAAAAUUUUUGGAAACUUGGUCUCUCUUAUUAUGUAAGUGCCUACUUAAUACUUCAAUUCUACCUCUUGUACCAAAAAAC